UAAGCCUUCGCUGCAGGCCUCUGAGAAUAUGCCUUCACUGACAUUGGAAAGUGCUCGGAGGUGGCGUCCUAACUCACAGUGAGGGAACCAGGCUCGUUCGUCUGACAAGUAUUAACAUUCAGAAAAACAAGAUGUAACGGCGCGGGCAAGUGAGGCGGGUCAGGCGCGCCUUGGCCACCUCAAGCCGACAGAACAAGUAAGGACCGGCUGCGACACGACGAAGAAGGCCCCUUGCCCAAGCCCGGCACCGUUUCCCCCUUAUUGCCCGGUUCCUCGGUUCCCCAACUGGCUGUGUGGCUACCCCGAGCGUCUCCCACCGAGUGGCCGGGAACUGGGGAGUCAUGGCUGAGGUGAAAGUGAAGGUGCAGCCGCCCGACGCGGAUCCAGUCGAAAUAGAAAACAGGAUUAUAGAAUUAUGUCACCAGUUUCCCCAUGGAAUCACAGACCAAGUAAUUCAGAAUGAAAUGCCUCAUAUAGAAGCCCAGCAGCGGGCCGUGGCCAUCAAUAGACUCCUGUCCAUGGGUCAGUUGGAUCUCUUAAGGAGCAAUACGGGACUACUGUAUAGAAUAAAGGAUUCUCAGAAUGCUGGCCCUGUCUCAUUCUUUUUAAGUAAAAUGAAAGGAUCAGAUAACCAAGAAAAACUAGUAUAUCAAAUCAUAGAAGAUGCAGGAAAUAAAGGAAUAUGGAGCAGAGAUAUCCGGUACAAAAGUAACUUGCCAUUAACAGAAAUUAACAAAAUUCUAAAGAAUUUGGAAAGUAAGAAGCUUAUCAAAGCUGUUAAGUCUGUGGCAGCAGAAACAGCACGAGAAAGCAAACAGAAUCCAAUGAUACAAAGAAAUAGUUCAUUUGCCUCAUCACAUGAAGUGUGGAAGUACAUCUGUGAACUGGGGAUCAGUAAGGUAGAGUUGUCCAUGGAGGACAUUGAAACGAUCUUAAAUACACUCAUUUAUGAUGGGAAAGUGGAGAUGACUAUCAUUGCUGCAAAAGAAGGCACAGUUGGCAGUGUAGACGGACACAUGAAACUGUACAGAGCAGUCAAUCCAAUCAUCCCACCCACGGGUUUGGUCCGGGCACCGUGUGGACUCUGCCCGGUUUUUGAUGACUGCCAUGAAGGUGGUGAGAUCUCACCAUCUAACUGUAUUUAUAUGACAGAGUGGCUCGAAUUUUAACAGAGAAUAGGAACUUUACUGACAUUUUGCAAAUGAAGUUACUUUGGGAGCAGAUAAUUUAACUCACGAUGGAACAUCAAAUUCCCUUGAAAGCAAACUUCACAAUAAUGGACAGACGUGCUGCUAUGCAAAAGUAUUUUUUUAAUCUAUGAAGACUAAAUUUAUAUUGGUAGAGUAGCCAACAGAAUAUGAAACAGGUAAGGUUAAUAGUGAAAUUCAUUCUUCAAUAAAUAUAAUACUUUGAACUUCCAGAAGACCACCUCUGAAGCUUUCAAGACUUUUGAUGGUUCAUGGAAAAAGAAGCCAACAAAUCCAUGUUUGCCAUAUACUACAAUAAUGACUAAAGUUUAAAAAUGCCCAUUUUAAAGUUAUUUAUUAAGGUCUUCAUUGGAAAAUUUUAUCUGGUUCACUAUUGCCAUUAGUUUUCUCUUUUCUCAGUGGUUUCAUUGGGAAGGAAUCAAAAGCGGUGAGGCAGGAAUAGCACUUAGAGGCAUGAGUGGGGGAAAGUAUGGAACAUCCCUUUCCACACACUAUUCAUUCCUUUUUACAUCAGAAAUAUUCUUUGAGUAUUAUGCCUUUGUUCCUACCUCAAAUGCAAAUGACUGUUGCCAGAGAUGUUUUCAGUGCAUAAAUAUGAUUAUUCUAGUCCUAAAGAGAAUGUUUUCACUGAUCCUUCUUUGUCAGAGUCUUCCAAGUUUCACUCUGUGGCUCAGCUGCCUUAUUUGCUAGAAUUGCCCUAUAAUGCAUUGCCCUCCAUUCACACUUUAUUGUGAGCGGGGUACCACUCCACUUUUCUUGUCUUAUAUGAUUUUUUUUCUUUACGGUCUUAGAAGUCAUGGUGUAAUUGGUCUAACCUAAGCAAAAAGCCAUUAUAAUUUUUCUCAGUUCUAAUAGUACUUUCAAGCCUGCGUUAUUUGGUGUAUUGUUGCACAGAAGUUAGCUUUUUAGGAUCUCAGCUGUUGUAUUUUCACUUUGUAGCUCUGCUUAAUGAUUUCUGUGUCCAGGCCAAAAGCAUGGGACCAAAGGAAAGGAACUCAAAGCCAGCUACUACUGAGGCCUGAAUUCAAACACCAGUUUGGAUAUACUCCAAGUGGUAAACAUCAGAAGGGUUAUUUUGAGAUAUAUGGGAUCAAUAAAAUAAAAUUCAGCUCAGUAACCAACUAAGAUCCAGGUGGAGACUGUGGC
Molecule: messenger RNA, 2354 nt
Organism: Lontra canadensis (Northern American river otter)
Lineage: Eukaryota; Metazoa; Chordata; Mammalia; Carnivora; Mustelidae
Gene: POLR3F
Product: RNA polymerase III subunit F
Exons: 9
Coding region: 342-1169 (275 amino acids)
Biological process (GO): transcription by RNA polymerase III
Cellular component (GO): RNA polymerase III complex
Source: RefSeq, a predicted model, not a curated record